CAAUAACAGAGAGAGCAACUUACCAACCUCGAUACACUUCCAAGGGAGGGGAAGGUAGAGCUAUUGUACUCUGUGACUUCCUCACCAUGUCAUCCUCUGGCAAUACCAAUCCCCGCUCUGGCUUGCCCAUCCCCACUGCGUCUCGGUCCUCUGGACCCAAUCUGCAAGCAUUGUCCAAUCUCUCGGAAUCAUCUACUGGAUCAUGGGAGCGAGGUCAUAUUUCAAGCAACGCACGAUCACCUCCGAGACAUUCAAUGCUUCUGGUCGAUCAUCCUCCUGAGAACCGAGAUGGAGCUGCGGACUCGUCAGCUUCCUCCCCUUCCUCACGUGUUGAAGGCCCUCCCUUCAACGGAGAAUCAUCUACACGUCAACCCAAUCUAUCUCUCAGCAACCUAUCUCUAGACUCUAGAGCUAGGAGUGGUCCAGCUUCUGGACCUAGUGCCCAGUCUCCGCUGUAUCCUCGUCAACCCCGAGAUGGGUACGGGUUCCGACCGCCUUCCGGCGCUUCUACACCCACUGGUACUGGAUCAUCGUCAAACUUCUCACCAUUCGUACCUGUGUCUGUAACUUCCAUUCGGUAUGAUGACGAUGAUAUGGAUCACAUGCCGGAUGGAAGAGGCAUAGACAGUCUACGAGAAGAAGUCAAGACCGAACUCGUUAGAAAUGGGCUGGUCGAUGAACAAGAGGCGGGCACCAGUGGACCAUUAGUUCAGAGGGGCACAGAGGGGCUGUCGGGUCGUUCAGGGAUAGCAGAUGAGGAAGGUCUAGGCUGGGCAGCUAAAAACACGAAGAAACGCUUGCACUCUACGCCCGAGCAACAAGCGGAGAAUCUCGUAUUGCUUUCCUCGGCCGUCAGGACAGUCCUCGAAUGCAUUGGUGAAGACCCGGAUCGAGAAGGAUUACGCAGGACCCCUGAGCGCUACGCCAAAGCCCUCAUGUGGAUGACCAAAGGCUAUGAGGAAAGAUUGGUCGAUGUGAUCAACGAUGCAGUGUUCGCGGAGGAUCAUGACGAGAUGGUCAUUGUGAGGGACAUUGACGUAUUCAGCCUGUGUGAACAUCACUUGGUGCCUUUCACCGGCAAGAUCUCCAUUGGAUAUAUUCCCAACAAACUCGUCUUGGGCCUAUCCAAACUCGCUAGAAUUGCCGAAACCUUUUCUCGAAGACUUCAGGUCCAGGAGCGCUUGACCAAACAAGUGGCGCUUGCCGUUGAAGAAGCAAUCCGACCAAGAGGUGUCGCCGUCGUCAUGGAGGCAAGCCACAUGUGCAUGUCUAUGCGAGGAGUACAGAAGCCCGGUAGUAGUACCGUGACGAGUACGAUGCUGGGCUGUUUCAGGACUCAGCAGAAGACUAGAGACGAAUUCUUGACUUUGAUCAGAUCACCCAGUGUUGCCAAGUAGAUGAUCUAUGUGUCCAGUUGUAUAUUGCUCUCAACAGCAUCAUCUGUACGACUUUCUCAUAUCCUGUUGCACUUCUGUAAAACCCCAUGCAUGACAUGAUAGCC
Kockovaella imperatae is the source of this 1501-nucleotide messenger RNA. RefSeq lists its product as hypothetical. The record is from RefSeq and is a predicted model, not a curated record. The transcript has 5 exons. Gene Ontology annotation, cellular component: cytoplasm. The coding region runs from base 87 to 1397 and encodes 436 amino acids. Lineage: Eukaryota; Fungi; Basidiomycota; Tremellomycetes; Tremellales; Cuniculitremaceae. Gene Ontology annotation, molecular function: zinc ion binding; GTP cyclohydrolase I activity; GTP binding. Gene Ontology annotation, biological process: tetrahydrofolate biosynthetic process; tetrahydrobiopterin biosynthetic process.